GACACGAGCGCGGUGGAAAGGCGAUAGCGGCCAGACAGUGGGCGACCCAGUCGUCGUCGGUGGCUGCGAUAGGGCUGCGCCAUCCAAACAGGUAUUCGCCCAACCAUCGACGCUGUGCGCUGUGCGGCCUCGGUAGCCACUUCCCGCAGGGCAGGCCCCCGUCGGUGAAAGUCUGACGCGCGAGAGCAGAAGCCAGUCGCGGCAGGAACAACUUUUCGCCAUGCAUCACCUGGUGUUCUCGUUGCUGAUGGCAGUGGUGACGCUCACGACAGCUAAGUGCCAAAUUCACUACCCUACACCAGACCCGCCUGUGCUCAGGGCAGUGGCCGUCCUCACCACAGGAACCAUAAAGGGCACCGUCCAGUUCAUUAAGGAGAACCCCUUUGCGCAGGUGCAGGUGCACGGAAACGUGACCGGACUGAACCCGGGCAGACACGGCUUCCACGUGCACCGGUUCGGCGACCUCACCGACGGCUGCAAGAGUGCCGCCGCCCACUACAAUCCGGCCAAUGCUGACCACGGAGCACCUACUGAUGAAAUAAGGCACAUAGGCGACCUGGGCAACAUCGAGCCCGACGUGAACGGCGUCGCGCUCUUCAGUUUCUACGACCGUCUGCUGGCGCUGGAGGGUCCGCAAAAUAUCGUCGGAAGGGCAGUCGUCGUGCACGAGCGCGAAGACGACCUGGGACGAACCACGCACCCCGAUAGCCGCUCGACGGGCAACGCGGGCGGCAGGCUCGGCUGCGGAGUCAUCGGCAUCGCUCCCUACUGACGGCAGGAGGAGCUCCACCCGCGCCGCUGCACGGAGCCUCGCCAGACUCGCGCCUGCGAGGCGUUCUUUCGUCGAAAGACAAAUUUUUCUUCACCUUACUUUGUUUAAUAAAGACACAAUAAUUAAAA
This is a messenger RNA of Dermacentor albipictus, 900 nucleotides long. Its product is annotated as superoxide dismutase [Cu-Zn]-like. Gene Ontology annotation, molecular function: copper ion binding. Lineage: Eukaryota; Metazoa; Arthropoda; Arachnida; Ixodida; Ixodidae. The record is from RefSeq and is a predicted model, not a curated record. Gene Ontology annotation, biological process: superoxide metabolic process.